AACUGUUCGCUCAGUGCGAAGAGCAGCAGAGACACAGCAAAAACAUAUCGGUUGUUUCUUUGGUGUCUGAAGUACGAGCGUCAAAAAGGGAGACACUGUUUGUCGCACAAGUUUUUCUCUACCCCAAACUUCCCGUUUUAGAAAGCGUGGUGUGUUUGUUAUAGUCAGAGAGGAAUUCAUCAGUCCGCAGCCAUAGAAUCCUAGUUGUAUGUCUGGGGUGCUAACUGUUAGCUGACAGGCUACUUAGCAUAGCCAACCACUGAAGCAAUGGCGUUGAAAAGAAUUCAGAAGGAACUGUCCGACCUGCAGAGGGACCCUCCCGCCCAGUGUUCUGCUGGACCAGUCGGAGAUGACUUGUUUCAUUGGCAAGCGACAAUAAUGGGUCCAAGUGACAGUCCGUACCAGAGUGGAGUGUUUUUCCUUACCAUUCACUUUCCAACAGAUUAUCCCUUCAAACCACCAAAAGUUGCAUUCACAACAAAAAUAUACCACCCUAAUAUCAACAGCAAUGGGAGUAUUUGUCUGGACAUACUAAGGUCGCAGUGGUCACCUGCUCUCACAGUGUCAAAAGUAUUAUUGUCUAUCUGCUCCCUUCUUUGUGACCCAAAUCCAGAUGACCCACUGGUUCCAGAGAUCGCGCAUACGUAUAAAGCUGACAGGGAAAAGUACAAUAAAUUAGCAAGAGAAUGGACUCAGAAGUAUGCAAUGUGAUUACACAAGGAAGACAAAAAAAAGAACAAAAGAACCCACUAAGGAUUUGUUACUUGUUACAAAUGAACAAAAGAGGUGAGAAAAAUAAAAAGUAAAAACAAAGCAGCCCACAUUUUGAGAAGGAAGUGAUGUAAUACGGUACAGUGCCACUUGGCUUUCUGUGUGCUGAGCUGCUACAAUGUGCUGUCCUUCAUUACUGGUAUAGAUCUGCAGAGCAGGACCUGGCGGGCCUCCUUAAAGCACUCCCAUAAGGAAUACUGGAAAUUCUUUACAGUUCCUGAUGCCACACUCAGACUGUAAACUGGUCAUUUUGUUGUGAUUAUCAUUGUUGCUCUUCAUACACUUCAUUUUUACUGUCAUAUUAUGACCCUGCAGAGAUGCAAACUGUUUGAUCUGGGAGAGUUCCUUCUCCUUCAUUUCUGAGGUACUUUAUGCACCCUUCUGGAUUUCUUCUUAUUUCUGUACUUUCAUGUAUUUAGUGGCCUUUUAUGUGUUUAACUGUUCAGUGUAUGUGCAAUUGAGACAGAAUGUUUCUCGUAGAACAUGUAAUGGCCCAGCAGAUUAUCUGCUGGCAAUGAUGGUCUCUACCCCAAAUCAAUGUGAAAUGCAUAAGUAAAAUUAAUAGUUUCGAUGUUUGCUGUAAUUGCUAAUUUGAAAAGUAUUUUACAGUUUUUAAGACACUGGAUAGCUAAUUGUUUUAGAGCCAGUAGGCUUAGAGUCUGUGUUCUGGGACCCUAAUGGGCUGGAGUUUCAUUUCCCUAUUCUCACAUGUGGUCAUCGCACUUCUAUACUAAUGAAUUAACCACCAUUCACUGAUAUAUUCAUUGUGCAAAACAAUACUACUGUCAUUUUGUGUUAUGUAGCUACAAACUUACAUAGACCUUCACGUAAAGCUUCGCUGGGCUCCACCUUGUUGGUACAGUUACUCAGGUAUCUCACCAUGUUAUCAGACUUGGCAAGCAUUGACCCGUUUUAUUAUUUGUUCUCUAUGUACAGUCCUCAUCUCUGUUCAUAUUACAAAAAAAACAUUUUUUUUUUCUCCCGAAGAGGCAGUGUGUUGCGCACAAAUAAAUGCUGUGUAAGAAGUACUGUCAUCCUUGCUACCCCUCUGCAGGACUUUUGAUAUUCACUGAACACCAGGAUUUUAACAGCUUUCUUUCUCAUGAUGAGACUUAAUCACUACUGUUUUACUGUAAUAAAAGGGGUCCUUUUAUUGGAGAGGAGUCCCAAA
Messenger RNA from Cyprinodon tularosa, 1942 nucleotides. RefSeq names its product ubiquitin-conjugating enzyme E2D 4 (putative) (gene ube2d4). Gene Ontology annotation, cellular component: nucleus. Gene Ontology annotation, biological process: protein polyubiquitination; ubiquitin-dependent protein catabolic process. The transcript is spliced from 7 exons. NCBI's taxonomy places the organism in Eukaryota, Metazoa, Chordata, Actinopteri, Cyprinodontiformes, Cyprinodontidae. Gene Ontology annotation, molecular function: ubiquitin conjugating enzyme activity. The coding region runs from base 268 to 711 and encodes 147 amino acids. The record is from RefSeq and is a predicted model, not a curated record.